This is a messenger RNA of Thermothelomyces thermophilus ATCC 42464, 2632 nucleotides long. RefSeq lists its product as uncharacterized. Lineage: Eukaryota; Fungi; Ascomycota; Sordariomycetes; Sordariales; Chaetomiaceae. The record is from RefSeq and is a predicted model, not a curated record. Bases 307 to 2529 code for a protein of 740 amino acids. The transcript has a single exon.
UGUGACAAAUCCCCCAUCAAACGACCCGGCCCUACGAUUCCGAACCCUACCCUUCGCGAUGGCUCUGCAAUUAUAGCAAUACGGUCCUUAGGGACACCUCCUUGCACUCAGGUUGCAACCUUCAGGUCUGCAGCCUUCAACGCCGUCCCUCCCGGGCAUAUACCACACCUACUGUCGUCAAACGGAUCAACCAGCUGAAGAACCUGAGCCCGCCGCAUCCCAAGGCCGGCGCUACAACCCCGCCGACUGUUCGACGUGUCCCUCAGCCAGCGUACCGGCGAGUCGGCCGAACGGUUCUUCAUCAAGAUGGAUCACCACCUCUCUCAUGACCGCGCCACGUCAAACGUGCUGGCGUGGAAUAUCACACACUCCGCCAACGUGGAACCCUCGGUAGAGGAGGAAGCUGGCGCGGACGCCGACGAGCCGCCGGAUUGUCUAACGCCCAUGACGUCCAUCUCGACGCAAUUCCACCGCACACCUAUCCGUCGAGGCAGUGAACAACAUGAAUCCCUCCUGACCAAGGCACUGCAGAGUCAAUCGGAUGAGGACGCCUAUGAGUCCGAAUCGCUGCGUCGACCCCGCCGGCGACGGUCCCUCACAAGCAACACCAGUCUCGCCUCGACUGUGGAUCUCACCUGCGGCACAGCUAUCACGACUCCGGCUCGCACAAACUCGCCGAGUCCGCGAAUGCCCGUUGUCGGGUUCGCUCCGCUCGCUGCUGCUACCACAACGGACGCAUCGCAGAAUAAGACCUCAGAUGCUGCUGCACCGGUGAAGAAGCGAUGCAUCUCAUUCGCCUGUGCGGCAAAGCCGAGGCCCGAUGAGAAAACGCCGACUCGAAACGUGGCCCAGACCGAUGCCGCACCGAAGAAGACGAGCAUAAAAUUCGCCUGCCCGUCGCAAAUCGUGAGGGCUACAAACGUGCAGCAACCGGAUUCUCGACCACGGACACCGGUGCCGCGAGAGACACCCAGUACGCCCACGGGCUCAUGCCAGGAGAACUUGCGGUCUUCGUCGACCGUCCGACCUUUGCGAUCGCCGACGCCUCGCAAGACACCCGGCAGCCCCGUCUCAACCCGGAACAAAAAGUGGCUCACCGCAGACUCUGGAGACCUGCAGAGCGAGUGCGCAAGGUUCCAUGAAUUUGCUAGCGAUGAGCCACAAGAAGACGACUGGAUACGGCGCGACCAUUCUUCCAUGCAGCCUAAGCUUACUAUCGACGAUACUCUGAAGAUGGAGAAUGCCAUUCGGAAGCUGGGCAAGGAAGCGGAGGAGGAAGCAGAACUUGAGGAAGAACUUGAUGAGGAAGAGGACGAAGAAGUCGAUGAAGCGGACCUCAUCGAUGAUGAUGAUGAGGAGGAUGAUGAUGAUGAUGACGAGGACGAUCUCCAAGACGAGGACGAUGAUGAAGACGGGGACGACGAGGAUGACCAGGGCCUGGAUGACGUUGCUGAUACCGAGGACGCCUUGGCAUCCGGAGCUUCUGACGGGUACAAAACGGACAAUGAGACGGGUUUUGCCGCUUCCGACGACGAGGAUGACGACCUGGUGCUGUGGACCACCCGCAUUGGCCAUUACCAGUCUCUAUCGGGAACUCUCUCGAUGACCAGGCGGUUGUCUCAUAGCGAGAAGUCCGACUCCUCUGCGUCGUCGGGACGGAAGUCUCCCCAGUCACGCAAGAAGAAGCGCUCCAAGACCCGGCCUGUUCCUUUCAGGUCAGAAACCCCAGAGCUGCCUGACAGCACUGACUUCGUCUGUGGCACUCUGGAUGAGGACAAGCCGCUUGAAGAGGCAUACAUUUCGUGUGUUGCGGCGCGGAGGCGAGAUCGGCAUCAGCCAAUUCCUCAGGACAUUGAUCCAAGUUUCCCGACUUCAGAACCCGAGGACGAGGUGGAAGAAUUGUACAAGAAAGGGUACGGCGAGAGCGAUGAUCAUAUUUGGCUGCAUGGCGAGCUUGAAGACCUCGACCACGAUCGGGACCGGAGGGGCCGCAAGAAGAAGGGAGGCGUCCCGUCCCCGAAGAGAUGUCGAUCGCCUCCGCCAAAGCGACGGCCGUCUCCGGCGCCCAAGGCACGCGGUCGGUCUCCCCGGAAGCUCACCGACCAGCGGUCUCCCCGGUUGCGGUCUCCGGCUCCGUCACGUGGCGCGUUCAAGUCCCCCAUCAUGUCCCCGCUCCACGAGGCCGAGGGCGUUGAGUUCAAAUCUCCGGCUUUCCGGCCUGGUUUGACACAUACAAAGUCGCUGCCAAGGGCUCCUGGCAUGUUCCCGCAUCUCAAGACACGCAAGUCAAGGACUGGCAACAGCACGCGGGAGACGCACGUUCGCGGCGCCAUCGACAUCGUCAAGGGCCUUGAGCAGAAGCGACAGCGGCGCAGGGAGAAGUACUACCAAAAGUACUGCAACCGGGCGAGGAAGGAAAAGACGCAGACGAAGCGACCGCCUCCGGGGGAGGGGGCUUCGCGCAUGAGGGAGCUAGGUCUAAUCAUGGCUGGCAAGGCUGCGCACGGCAACUAUGUUCUUUCCAUCUGAGACGGGGGGGCGGCUACUCUGAUCAGCAUUUGACUGCGGGCAAUACCCGGGACAUGAGUUUAUGAGUUUGAGUUUUAUUUUUUUUGGGGGGGGAGGGCUAAAA